This is a messenger RNA of Amphiprion ocellaris (clown anemonefish), 1892 nucleotides long. RefSeq names its product dehydrogenase/reductase 11a (gene dhrs11a). NCBI's taxonomy places the organism in Eukaryota, Metazoa, Chordata, Actinopteri, Pomacentridae. The record is from RefSeq and is a predicted model, not a curated record. The transcript has 7 exons. Bases 223 to 990 code for a protein of 255 amino acids.
ACUCUUCAUAUUUCGGCCAGAGGAGCGCAUGGAUCCGGGUUUACGCGCACUGGCUGCUGCUGUCCUGGAUGCUGAACAGACUCAUCCACAAGACUGGAGCUGCUGCAUCCCACAUUUUGAAAUAGAUCGUUCAGAAAAGCUGCGACUGAGAGAGAGCUUCAACUGAGCAGACAGAGGUUCAGCACGCGGGAGCGGUUGUUUCGUGUAAAUAGUGCGGUGGAGAUGGAGCGGUGGAAAGGCAGAGUGGCCCUGGUGACCGGAGCCUCGGUGGGAAUUGGAGCGGCUGUAGCCCGGGCACUGGUCCAGCAUGGCAUGAGGGUUGUCGGCUGUGCCAGGAAUGUCGACAAAAUAGAGAAACUGGCAGCAGAAUGUCAGAGUGCAGGCUACAGUGGUACCCUUAUCCCAUAUAAGUGUGACCUGUCCAACGAGGAGGAGAUCUUGUCCAUGUUCUCAGCCAUCAAGACGCUGCACAAGGGCGUGGACGUCUGCAUCAACAAUGCUGGCCUGGCCCACAAUGAACCUCUGCUCAGCGGAAAGACAGAAGGCUGGAGGAACAUGAUCGAUGUGAAUGUCUUAGCCUUGUCUAUCUGCACCCGUGAGGCUUACAAAUCCAUGAAGGAGAGGAAUGUGGACGAUGGCCACAUCAUCAAUAUUAACAGUAUGGGAGGACACCGAAUGGUGCCAAGUGCUGAUGAGCAUUUCUACUGUGCCACUAAAUACGCUGUGACUGCUCUGACUGAAGGGAUACGACAGGAGCUUCGAGAAGCAAACACCCACAUCAGAGCCACAUGUAUAUCUCCUGGAAUCGUGGAGACUGAGUUCGCCUUCCGGCACCACAACAGUGAUCCAGAGAAAGCAGCUGCAGUGUACGAGAGCAUCAAAUGUUUGAAAGCAGAAGACAUAGCCAGUGCAGUCACAUUUGUCCUCAGUGCCCCUCCUCACGUCCAGAUUGGAGAUGUGCAGAUGAGGCCAGUAGAGCAGGUGUCAUAGCAGUGAAAGGUGAAGCUUGCAGGAGGAGCAGACAGACAGCAGCCAUGGUGACUCCUUGGCGACCUCUGCUGGGCAAAGGGGGUGGGGGGUAAAACAAAUCAACUACAGCUGUGUUGGGUCUGCUGGACGUAGCCAAGGAGGGCUGGAGCCUUAAGGAGGCUGUGUGAGGAAAUGAAGGGCGUGGACUUUGUAAACCACUACAAACAUACUACUGAACGCAGCGAGCUGGCAUUUUGUGAAUCUUUGGGCUCGGUUCUGUGCUGAGCCGACUCCAAACUACAGUAGGAUCAAAUAAAGAGAGAGCUGCUGCUGUGCUGUGGUCAUCUGCACAGCCGUCACUUCAGAGGGAAGAGUAUGCCAUUGAUUGCACAUGUUUUUUUUUUUCUGUUUUGUUUUUGUAGUUCAUAUGACAUAUCUUUUUGAAAUUAAAUUGAAAGAGUAAUUGCCGUUUAUAAGAAUGACAACUUUUUUUGUUUUAAUUUUUUAAAUAAAGAUUUUAGCUUUUGAUUAUAGAUAGAUGCGGUCUCAUAUUAACUAACUCUAAACAAUACCAACCGUAAGUAACCAUUAGCAGUCUGUCCAUCCUGCCACCUUUACUCACUAUGAUUUCACAAGCAUAUUCAGCUAGCCUUGUUUGGAUCUAUAAACCCCAUAUGAGGGGUCAGGGAAAGUACAGACAUCCCUUGUCUGUGAAGCACAUGGGUUUCCACAACCCACCUUCUUGCCUGUGUAAUUUCCGUUGUUCUGCACUUUGGAUUCAUUCGUGAGGAGUUACAAGAAGGAAACGCUGGCAACUUAUGUAGGGGAUCAAACUAACUCGACAUGCACAUGUAUACCCUAAAGACAUGUACCCUUCUGUUGGAAAUUUCAUAUUAAAUGAGUAAAUAAAAACUUGCCCAGAA